UUAUUUAUUUAUUUUUGUUGCUAUCAUUCACUCUGCUCCCGACGUUGAACAGACCACAUUUCUUUAGAACAGCGCUGCAUUACAGUAAUCCUCAAUCCUGUAAUUCAGCAUGCCUCUACCUCCGGCACUCCUGGCUCGCCUGGCCAAGAGAGGGAUUUUCAAACCAAAAGAAGGCGCGGAGGAGGAAAUUAUUGCUGAAGAUUAUGAUGACAACAAUGUAGAUUACGAAGCUACCAAAGCAGAGAAUUUGCCUCCAAAUUGGUACAAAGUGUUUGACCCUACUUGUGGGCUUCCUUACUACUGGAAUGUGGAGACGGAUCUGGUCGCCUGGUUAUCUCCAAAUGACCCUUCUGCAGUUAUAACAAAAGCUGCCAAGAAAAUGAAAGUCGAUGUGGGAGAUGAAAGAACGGAGAGGUCAUCUGAGAAGCCAGAACGAGACAGAGACCGAGACAGAGAUCGGGAAAGAGACCGGGACAGAGAUAGAGACCGGGAUGAUGGAAGGGACAGAAACAGAAGAAAGCAGAGGAGAGAGGACAUCACACAAUACAGCAGGAGCAAAAGAGGAAGAAAAGAUGAUGAGAUGGACCCCAUGGAUCCGAGUGCCUAUUCUGACGCUCCAAGGUAG
Molecule: messenger RNA, 625 nt
Organism: Nematolebias whitei (Rio pearlfish)
Lineage: Eukaryota; Metazoa; Chordata; Actinopteri; Cyprinodontiformes; Rivulidae
Gene: pqbp1
Product: polyglutamine binding protein 1
Exons: 6
Coding region: 110-625 (171 amino acids)
Biological process (GO): alternative mRNA splicing, via spliceosome
Cellular component (GO): cytoplasm; nuclear body
Molecular function (GO): ribonucleoprotein complex binding; protein binding
Source: RefSeq, a predicted model, not a curated record